CUUUGAAAAAUAACACAUUUUUCCUACUUUUGGACAUAAGAAGAGGAAGCACGAUUCUGGCCUACGGACGUAUAUGGAUUGGGAAGAGGAGAUUAGAAAUACAAGAAGAAAAGAAAGGCGAGGAUGGGCGGCAAGGGUGGUCCUUUCUCCUUUCGCCGGACCAGCGCUCGCCGCCGUCUCAAGAAGUCUCCUCAGACCACCCACGCGACGCCCGGAGAUGCCGCCGCCUCCUCGCCACCUAUCAACAACAACAAUAACAGCUUGAUCGCCGCCGCAGCCGCAGCCGCAGCCGCCGCCACUGCUGGGGGCGUUAAGGGGAAGAAGAAGACUGGUGGAGCCAGGCUAUGGAUGAGAUUCGAUCGCUCGGGGCAAUCGGAACUCGUCGAAUGCGACAAGAAUACUAUAAUUCGCCGCGCUUCCAUUCCCCCUCGCGACUUGAGGAUUCUUGGACCUAUCUUCUCUCACUCUUCUAAUAUCCUUGCAAGGGAGAAGGCCAUGGUGGUUAAUUUAGAAUUUAUUAAGGCAAUUGUUACAGCUGAAGAGGUGUUGUUGCUUGACCCUCUUCGUCAGGAAGUCCUUCCAUUUGUGGAUCAACUUAGGCAACAACUUCCUAAGCAAGGGCCAUCUCAGAUCAAUGGAGCAGCAGGUACUUUUGGGGACCAAGAAAAUGAAAUGAAUGAUUUAACAAGUAGACAUUGGUUACCUGUUCCAGAGGCCGUUGAAGGUCUGCAAUGUGAGCUUCCAUUUGAGUUUCAAGUUCUUGAGAUUGCAUUGGAGGUUUUUUGUACUUUCCUGGAUUCUAGUGUGGCAGACCUUGAGAGAGAAGCUUACCCUGUUUUGGAUGAACUAGCAAGGAAUGUAAGCACUAAGAAUCUUGAACUUGUCAGGAGUUUAAAGAGCAAUCUUACUCGUCUGCUUGCACGAGUUCAAAAGGUGAGGGAUGAAAUCGAACAUCUUCUGGAUGACAAUGAAGAUAUGGCACAACUGUACUUGACAAGGAAGUGGAUCCAGAACCAACAAUCUGAAGCAUUGUUGGGAGGUUCUGGUUCAAAUAGCAUCAACACCAGUGCUACUCAUCUUCCUCGGAUUAGUUCUAGGAGAAGUGGGAGUUUGGUAAGCAACCGCUUCGAUGAUAAUGAUGUUGAAGAUCUGGAGAUGUUGCUUGAGGCAUAUUUCAUGCAGCUGGAUGGAACACGUAACAAGAUAUUGUCUGUCCGUGAGUACAUUGAUGACACAGAAGACUACGUCAACAUUCAACUAGACAACCAGCGAAAUGAACUCAUUCAGCUCCAGUUGACAUUAACAAUUGCGUCAUUUGCCAUAGCAGUCGAAACUCUGAUCGCGGGAAUGUUCGGUAUGAACAUUCCCUGUACUUUGUACGAAACGGAGGGGAUAUUUGAGCUCUUUGUUGGAGGUAUUACUGCAGGUUCUCUAUUACUUUUCUUACUUGUUUUAGGAUAUGCCAGAUGGAAGAAGCUGCUUGGCUCAUAAGUUCUUUGUUACCAUCUCGUCUUGUUUGUUUUGUAUAAUCUGUAAAAUUGAUCACUACUCAUCUCAAUUCACGAAUCCCUCUAGCAGAAAAUCUCUGUACGCAAUUGUAAUUAUUGUAUAUUUCUCUGGGGUUGGAUGGAAAAAUAAAAUACUAGACUUACAAUUGCUUUCUUUUGCUUAGGAUCCAUGUUUCAAGAAAUACCUUCGACAAGGCAAGUGAUUUUUAUUUUGGAUCCAUUCUUGAUUUGAAUGGUGUUGGUGUUGCUA
Molecule: messenger RNA, 1758 nt
Organism: Cannabis sativa
Lineage: Eukaryota; Viridiplantae; Streptophyta; Magnoliopsida; Rosales; Cannabaceae
Product: magnesium transporter MRS2-4
Exons: 4
Coding region: 124-1491 (455 amino acids)
Biological process (GO): transmembrane transport; magnesium ion transport
Cellular component (GO): membrane
Molecular function (GO): magnesium ion transmembrane transporter activity
Source: RefSeq, a predicted model, not a curated record